This is a messenger RNA of Prosopis cineraria, 3064 nucleotides long. RefSeq names its product chloride channel protein CLC-f-like. Gene Ontology annotation, molecular function: voltage-gated chloride channel activity. The record is from RefSeq and is a predicted model, not a curated record. NCBI's taxonomy places the organism in Eukaryota, Viridiplantae, Streptophyta, Magnoliopsida, Fabales, Fabaceae. Gene Ontology annotation, biological process: transmembrane transport; chloride transport. Gene Ontology annotation, cellular component: membrane; Golgi apparatus; chloroplast.
GCGAAGGAAGGCUUUGUGGACUUCUCUGUUCGUAGGAAAGUGAUUGGGAAGGACGUGAAGGUGAAUGAAACUUGUGGCUUGAUUUCCAUUGUAGAAGUUAAAAAAAUGGAAGUCUUGUGGAUCUAUUCGAGUCAUGAAGACACGCUUCAAUCGCAUCGUGAUGAAAGAUCCCGGAUUUAGAUUUUAUUUACAAUAAAACAGAGAUUUUACAUAUCUCUGUUUGGGGAUUUCAAAGAUCUCCAAUGUUGGGAGGAGAGGACAGUGAGCAGAAUCGCCUGCUGGGGGAAUCGACAUUCAACGGUAACGCUGCAGAAGACAGAAAGGGCGACGUGGAAGCUCCAGAUCGAGGGGGAGGGGGAUCACCAUUCAAGGGUUUUCUGCAGAAAUUGGAUAGGGAAUUCUCUGGUCGCAGGCACAGCUUCAAGCGAGAUCAGAGGGAAAAUAGAGAAAGAAGAGAUGAGUCUCACUCUCACUCGCAUCAUCAUCAUCAUCAUGUAUUGGAUCUUCAUGUCGAUUCUGAUGAUGCUCUUGGCGACAGUGCCCCUCCUGAAUGGGCAUUACUUCUCAUUGGCUGUCUUCUUGGUCUCGCUACAGGUCUCUGCGUCGCCGUUUUCAACAAAGGAGUGCAUCUCAUUCAUGAAUGGGCCUGGGCUGGUACUCCAACUGAGGGUGCUGCUUGGCUUCGAUUGCAGAGAUUGGCUGAUACUUGGCAUCGAAUUCUUUUGAUUCCUGUCACCGGCGGAGUCAUUGUUGGCUUGAUGCACGGUUUUCUCGAAAUUUUGGAUCAAAUCAAGCAGUCCAGUUCUUCUCAAAGACAGGGUUUUGAUUUGCUUGCUGGGUUUUUUCCUACAAUAAAGGCUAUUCAGGCUGCAAUUACUUUAGGUACUGGUGGUUCUUUGGGUCCUGAAGGCCCUAGUGUAGACAUCGGAAAGUCAUGUGCUAAUGGAUUCUCCUUAAUGAUGGAAAAUAACAGAGAAAGAAUGAUAGCCCUCGUUGCAGCAGGAGCAGCAGCUGGGAUUUCUUCAGGCUUCAAUGCGGCAGUUGCUGGUUGUUUCUUUGCUAUUGAAACAGUGUUAAGACCUCUCCGUGCAGAGAAUUCUCCCCCAUUUACAACUGCCAUGAUUAUACUGGCUUCUGUCAUCUCAUCGACUGUUUCAAAUGUUUUACUUGGAACCCAGUCGGCUUUUACAGUGCCUGCUUAUGAUUUGAAAUCUGCUGCAGAACUACCUUUAUACCUGAUAUUGGGCAUGCUAUGUGGUGUUGUAAGUGUGGCCUUUACUCGAUUGGUUGUUUGGUUGACAAUCUUUGAGGUCCUUAAGGAGAAAUUUGGCCUUCCUACUGUGGUUUGCCCUGCUUUAGGUGGUCUAGGAGCUGGGGCUAUAGCUCUUAAAUACCCUGGAAUACUGUACUGGGGAUUUACAAAUGUAGAAGAAAUUUUACAUACUGGGAAAAGUGCUUCAGCUCCUGGAAUAUGGCUGCUGACUCAAUUAGCCGCUGCCAAGGUUAUUGCCACAGCUCUUUGCAAGGGGUCUGGGCUUGUGGGUGGUCUUUAUGCGCCAAGUUUAAUGAUUGGUGCUGCUGUUGGUGCUGUUUUUGGAGGCUCUGCUGCUGAGCUUAUCAAUUCAGCCAUUCCUGGAAAUGCUGCUGUUGCCCAACCCCAGGCAUAUGCACUGGUUGGAAUGGCUGCUACACUAGCAUCAGUUUGCUCAGUACCAUUGACUUCAGUUCUACUUCUUUUUGAGCUGACAAAAGAUUAUAGAAUAUUACUUCCUCUCAUGGGUGCUGUUGGGUUGGCAAUAUGGGUUCCUUCAGUGACAAACCAGGUGAAGGAUAAUGAUGCACCUGAUUCAAGAAGCUUAGCAAGAGGAUAUUCUUCCCUUGCGCCUGAAGAAAAUGGAGGGAACUGGAGACAAACCAAUGGAGAUGGUUUAGAACUCUCUGUUGUAGGAAAUGUUGCUGAUCUUGAAGCAAUUGAUGAGGAGCUUCUUCUAGAAAAUCUUAAGGUUUCCCUGGCCAUGUCAAAAAACUAUCUGAAGGUCUCACCGGCGAUGACACUGAAAGAAGCAACCAAGUUAAUGGAUAAUGGCCAGCAGAAUUGUGCUGUGGUUGAUGAUGAAGAUUUUCUAGAAGGAAUUUUGACAUAUGGUGACAUUAAAAGGUUUCUGUCCAGGAAAACUAGUGAUACUUCUAAGAGUGAUUCAGGGCUUCUGGAGGCAAGCAUGUGUCUUGUUUCUUCUGCCUGUACUCGAGGGAUUAGCUAUCGUGGAAAAGAACGUGGACUUUUAACCUGUUACCCUGAUUCCAGCUUGGCUAUGGCCAAGGAUUUGAUGGAAGCCAAGGGUAUUCAGCAGUUGCCCGUGGUUUCAGCGGGUAGAGAGAAGAAGCGAACAAUUGUUGCUCUUCUCCAUUAUAACUCGCUUUGGAACUGUCUCAGGAAUGAAAUUAGUAACCGGAAGACACUGUUUCAAAGUAGGACAGAAAACAGUUCGGAUGUGAUAACUGCAAAUGGACAUUAACUCUGGGAAGAGUAUGGAUGAUGUGGUGCAUUAGGUUCAUGUAAGAGUUUCUUUGGUCACCCAUAAGAAAGAGAUUGUUCAAAGAGAGUAUAAUUUGUAGCAGCCCAGUUCUACGGAAGUAUAGUUGAAAGUGUGACCGCUGCACCACGACGUGGUUCAUAUUUUGGCACCUCAAAGUUAGGUGAUACUUCCAAUACGAGUUCAAAUUUUCAGCCGUCUCAAGAUUGGCAGUUUGCAACAAUAACAAGUCAAUAUUAUCAUUCCUGUUUCAUUGAUACCCGAGAUUCUUUUGUAAAAUUUAGCACAUAGCAAAACUUGUAAAUUAAAUGUACGAGAGGCAAGUCACUAAUGAAUUACACUCUGAAAAAGACUGGGAUUCUUAUACCCAUAAAUUGAAGUCCUUUAGCUUGAUGACUUGAUCAGUGCGUGCGUAGGCCUCUGGUUUCGUUAUUAUUUCUUAUUGCAUCUUCUUUACCCUAACAGUUUAUUCUUCUGCAUAUGUACUAUUCUUUGGUUUUAAUGGGAUUUAGGGACUUGAUCUUGGGAUU